Thyridium curvatum is the source of this 1317-nucleotide messenger RNA. RefSeq lists its product as uncharacterized. The record is from RefSeq and is a predicted model, not a curated record. Gene Ontology annotation, molecular function: phosphopyruvate hydratase activity; magnesium ion binding. Lineage: Eukaryota; Fungi; Ascomycota; Sordariomycetes; Thyridiales; Thyridiaceae. Gene Ontology annotation, cellular component: phosphopyruvate hydratase complex. The transcript is spliced from 2 exons. Bases 1 to 1317 code for a protein of 438 amino acids. Gene Ontology annotation, biological process: glycolytic process.
AUGCCUAUCACCAAGAUCCACGCCCGGUCCGUCUACGACUCUCGUGGUAACCCCACCGUUGAGGUCGACGUUGUCACCGAGACUGGUCUCCACCGUGCCAUCGUUCCCUCUGGUGCUUCGACUGGUCAGCACGAGGCUUGCGAGCUUCGCGAUGGCGACAAGUCCAAGUGGGGUGGCAAGGGUGUCACCAAGGCCGUCCAGAACGUCAACGAGACGAUUGCCCCAGCUCUGAUCAAGGAGAACAUCGACGUCAAGGACCAGUCCAAGGUCGACGAGUUCCUCAUCAAGCUCGACGGCACCACCAACAAGACCGCACUCGGUGCCAACGCCAUCCUCGGUGUCUCCCUGGCCGUCGCCAAGGCCGGUGCCGCCGAGAAGGGCGUUCCUCUGUACGCUCACAUCUCCGACCUGGCCGGCACCAAGAAGCCCUACGUCCUGCCCGUUCCUUUCAUGAACGUCCUGAACGGCGGCUCCCACGCCGGUGGUCGCCUGGCCUUCCAGGAGUUCAUGAUCGUCCCCUCGGCCGCUCCCUCGUUCACUGAGGCCAUGCGCCAGGGUGCCGAGGUCUACCAGCAGCUCAAGGGUCUGGCCAAGAAGAAGUACGGCCAGUCUGCUGGCAAUGUCGGUGACGAGGGUGGUGUCGCCCCCGAUAUCCAGACGGCUGAGGAGGCCCUCGAGCUCAUUACCGAGGCUAUCGAGAAGGCGGGCUACACCGGAAAGAUGAACAUCGCCAUGGAUGUUGCCUCGAGCGAGUUCUACAAGGAGUCGGAGAAGAAGUACGACCUGGACUUCAAGAACCCGGACAGCGACCCCACCAAGUGGAUCACCUACGAGCAGCUCGCCGCCCUCUACGGCGACCUGUGCAAGAAGUACCCCAUUGUCAGCAUCGAGGACCCCUUCGCCGAGGACGACUGGGAGGCCUGGAGCUACUUCUACAAGACCCAGGACUGCCAGAUUGUCGGCGACGAUCUGACGGUCACCAACCCCAUCCGCAUCAAGAAGGCCAUUGAGCUCAAGGCCGCCAACGCCCUGCUGCUCAAGGUCAACCAGAUCGGUACCCUGACCGAGUCGAUCCAGGCUGCCAAGGACUCGUACGCUGCCGGCUGGGGCGUCAUGGUGUCCCACCGCUCUGGCGAGACCGAGGAUGUCACCAUUGCCGACAUUGUCGUUGGUAUCCGAGCUGGCGAGAUCAAGACGGGUGCCCCCGCCCGCUCUGAGCGUCUUGCCAAGCUCAACCAGAUCCUCCGCAUCGAGGAGGAGCUCGGCUCCAACGCCAUCUACGCCGGCGAGAAGUUCCGAACCUCCGUCAACCUGUAA